GGCAAAAAGCCUGAUAUGGACAGAGAUGGCAGGACCAGUAGAAUAGAGAUUCUAAGGGGAGGCAUUUAUUUGAAAUCCUGAGGAAGAUCAGGAAGGACGGCAGGAAGGGACGAGAGGAGGCUAAUGAGACAUUAAAAGUGAUAAUCACACUUUCCUAUUACCAGGAAACUGAAACCGUUGCGCAUGUAUUGCUACAGUGCGAGAGGGACAGAGCAAGACAGUUCUAGUAUGAGGGAGAGGGGGAUACAGGAAAUUAGUUUAACGAGUAUAUUGAGUAGAAUUGUAUAUAUUUUUUCAUUAGAGCAACGGUGCUGGCAGGUAGGGUUUAGUUUCUCCCUGUCUCUGGCCCACACUCCAGUACAGUAAGUGGAGGUAAUGCACCAUUAUGUUGGAUGCUAACCGCCGAUAAACCCCACCCAAGAAGAAGACGAAUAUUUGGACGAGGACGCAUGCGGUCGCCUUUACAGGAAUAAUUUUGCAAUGAAUUCCAACAUAACGUCAACGGAUCCAUCGGACGACUGGGGUGACAUAAGCGAUGCAGAAUUACUCGAUGCACAGUCAGAGCAUCUCGCCCCUCCUGACCGGUCCCGUCCGACUCUCGGUGGGAAUGUUGGUGAUGAUGGUCAGUCCCUUGAAACAACAGAAAAGAGGAUUGAUUACCAUAUUAAAAAAUGGCCUUACCUCGCUCCCCUGUUUGAGAGGGUGAAGAACCGGAGCGCUGCCUUGUCUGUCCCCAACCAGAGCCCAAUGGAGAGAUUCCUUAAACGUCACCUCAGCGUUACACAGCUAUGUGAGCAGUCUUGGUGUGAGAUCAAAAUGGCCUAUGGGUUCAUUAAGCCUAAAGUAAGGAUGCUAGAGAUGCAAAAGACAGAAGUGACAACUGGGGCCAGUAUUCAUCUCGCCAGAGAACUGGAGGUCAAACCAAAUGUUGCUGUGGCUGCUGUCACCAGGGAGGACAGGGAGGCUCUGAAGCUAAUCAACAUGCUACAGAUGGUCCCAGCUUUAGAGGCAGGCCAGCUUGUGCGGGAGUUCCCAGUGUUUGGUGUGUUGGAAGGGAUGUUCUUCAUGGGUGUGGUUGAUGAGCUGUAUCGUAGUGACUCUGGGGAACUGGUCCUGAGUGAACUGAAGACCCGUAGUCACAACUCUCUGCCCCGCCCAGCCCAGACCAAGGGACACUCUCUACAGGGGAAGGAGACUGAGGAAGAGGAUGAUGUGGCAGUCAACAUGGAAAAAGAUCGAUUUAUGGAUGAGUUCUUUGUACAGGUGGAGGAGAUCCGAGGCUUCAUCGAGGAGCUCUCAGAGAAGGUGGAGGAGGUAAAGAGACAACACAGCGCCAUCUUGGCCGCCCCGAAUCCUGACGAAAAAACGAAGGCAGAGUUGGAACAGCUGAUGACAGACAUAAAAAAGUUUGCGAACAAAGUGCGCUCCAAGUUAAAAGGCAUUGACCAGUCCAUGGAGCAUGAGGAGGCUUUAAACGGGUCAUCUGCAGAUCUGAGGAUACGUAAGACACAGCAUUCCACGUUGUCUCGGAAGUUUGUGGAGGUGAUGUCGGCAUACAACGCCACGCAGUCGGACUACCGGGAACGCUGCAAGGGCCGCAUCCAGAGACAACUGGAGAUCUCUGGUAGGAACACAACUAAUGAGGAACUGGAGAGCAUGCUGGAGAGUGACAAUCCUGCCAUCUUCACAUCAGGGAUCAUCAUGGACUCCAACAUCACCCAGCAGGCCAUGAAUGAGAUUGAGACGAGACACACUGAGAUCAUCAAGCUGGAGAACAGCAUCAGGGAACUUCAUGACAUGUUCAUGGAUAUGGCCAUGCUGGUGGAGAGCCAGGGGGAGAUGAUAGAUCGUAUAGAGUACAACGUGGAGCACUCAGUGGACUAUGUAGAGAGGGCCGUGUCUGACACCAAGAAGGCAGUAAAGUACCAGAGUAAAGCAAGGAGGUUUCCUGAGGUUAUUUCUCUCAACGUGGGCGGGACCUACUUCACCACCCGCCUGUCCACUUUACGGCGCUAUGAGGACACCAUGCUCGCCGCCAUGUUUAGUGGACGCCAUCACAUCCCACGUGAUGCUGAAGGUCGCUUCUUCAUUGACCGGGAUGGGGCAUAUUUCGGGGACAUCCUGAACUUCCUGCGCGAGGGUGAACUACCUCAGAGGGAUCGUGUGAGGGCGGUACACAGGGAGGCCCAGUACUAUGCUAUUGGUCCCCUGUUGGACAGCCUGGAGGACACUCAGCCACUCACAGGAGAGAAAGUCCGCCAGGCCUUCCUCGACCUCCUGCCCUACUACAAGGAUAAUCUGGAGCGCAUCGUGGAGAUUGCCAAACUGCGGGCCAUGCAGAGGAAGGCUCGCUUCGCCAAGCUUAAGAUUUGCGUGUACAAGGAGGAGAUGCCCAUCACGCCGUACGAGCGGCCGCUCUUCAAUUCAUUGCGCUUCGAGCGCACGGAGAGUGAGGCCAAGCUGUUCGAGCACCACUGUGAGGUGGACGUGUCGUUCGGGCCCUGGGAGGCGGUGGCGGACGUUUACGACCUGCUCCACUGCAUCGUCAGUGACCUGGCGGAGCGUGGCAUCACGGCCGACCAACAAUGCAUCGGUGUCUGUGACAAACACCUCAUCAACCACUACUACUGCAAGAGGCCCAUCUACGAGUUCAAGAUCACAUGGUGGUAAAGCAGGACGACAAAAGAUCUUGCUGUCUGUGUUGUGAGGUGGACUCCUGUUGUGAUAUGCCAACUGAUCUCCUUCCUGGUCCCUCAGGAUGAGAGAGAAUAGGGGUAGUCAGUGUUAUUCUCCCUUUUCAAGAACUGAAACCUAUGAAGUGCUGAGUUUUAUAGAAAGGAGGGAGUCUGGCUUUUGUGCUUCUGUUUCCUAACUCAAUAGUUGUGACCAAUGUUUCCUUUGUGUUUAAUUGUUUUUAACAGUAUUUACCUAGGGUCUCAUUGGCUGCUUCUUAUUUUUUACUUGUUAAACUCUGGGAGUUUUUGUUCUCAUCCAACCUUGUAGAUCGGCCAAGGUUUUUCAGAAAAGGGUCAAGUUAAUCUCAUAUUGUGACUCCAGUGCUGUCUGUCCCUUUGUCUUCAUUCCUACUUAUGCUGUUAUGCAUUCUACGUUGUGCGUUUCUGUGGUAACCACUUUCUUGGUCGCGAGAGAAACUGGAUGCAAUUAAGCAAGCUGGGGAAAUAUUGUUUAAGUACUGUAUAUAGCUACAUGUAAAUGUCUAUUUUGUUACUGAGUAAGUAAGUGUCGAUUUUUUUCUUUGCUAAACAGUCUGUGAUCAGCAUGGCUUUGGAAAGUCAUUCUCUUUUUACCAUUACAGUUUUAAAGACCCAAAGGAAAUUAGAGAGUUGAAAAUCAAAUAGAUUAAAGGGGCAUGGUCAAAGUUAUUUUACUUCAGUUUCCUCUUGAUGGAUCCCAUAUGUUCUUUUAACUGGAAAUGUUUAUCUGGCGGUUGAAAAUGGUGCAUGUGCUUCCUGUAAGUAAAACCAGAAUUUCUCUCUGAAGGGGUUUCUAUAGAUGAAGGAACAUUUUUAAUGUGCUGCUAAAAGUAAUUUGCACUUAAAAAGCUAAGAACACAACAUAUACACUACAUGGCCAAAAGUAUGUGGACACACCUUCAAAUUAGUGGAUUCUGCCAUUUCAGCCACACCCGUUGCUGACAGGUGUAUAAAAUCAAGCACACAGACAUGCAAUCGCCAUAGACCAACAUUGGCAGUAGAAUGGCACGUACUGAAGAGCUCAGUGACUUUCAACGUAACCAUCAUAGGAUGCCACCUUUCCAAUAAGUCACUUUGUCAAAUUUCUGCCCUGCUAGAGCUGCCCCGGUCAACUGUAAGUGCUGUUAUUGUGAAGUGGAAACAUCUAGGAACAACAAUGGCUCAGCCGCGAAGUGGUAGGCCACACAAGCUCAUAGAACGGGACCACCGAAUGCUGAAGCGUGUAAAAAUCGUCUGUCCUCAGUUGCAACACUCGCUACCGAGUUCCAAACUGCCUCUGGAAGCAACGUUAGCACAAGAACUGUUCGUUAGGAGCUUCAUGAAAUGGGUCUCCAUGGCCGAGUUGCCACACACAGGCCUAAGAUCAUCACCAUGCGCAAUGCCAAGCGUUGGCUGGAGUGGUGUAAAGCUCGCCACCAUUGGACUCUGGAGCAGUGGAAACGUGUUCUCUGGAGGGAUGAAUCACACUUCACCAUCUGGCAGUCCGAAGGACGAAUAUGGGUUGGGCAGAUGCCAGGAGAACGCUACCUGCAAUGCAUAGUGCCAACUGUAAAGUUUGGUGGAGGAGGAAUAAUGGUCUGGGGCUGUUUUUCAUGGUUCGGGCUAAGCCC
Salmo salar (Atlantic salmon) is the source of this 4324-nucleotide messenger RNA. Lineage: Eukaryota; Metazoa; Chordata; Actinopteri; Salmoniformes; Salmonidae. The record is from RefSeq and is a predicted model, not a curated record.